UCCCGGAGAGACCACGCUUUCCCCAACGGCUCCGCCUUCCCGCCGGAGCCAAACCCUUCCCAGCGUGCCCGGCGAUUCCGGCGUGCGCAGACCUGGGAGGGCAAGGCCCCAGGGCCUGGCGGAGGGGCGCGAGGAGCAGGCUGGGAAUUGUAGUUCCCGAGCCCACGAGGGCGACUGGAGGCUGGCCGCCGGCCGGACUCAUUGUCCCAGUGUGCCCUGCGCCUCAGCCCGCGCGCUCGCAGCUUCUCGCUCUCUCCGCCCGCCCUCCUGCUCCCUUGCUUGCUCGCGCUUUCCUCGCGGAUCGAAGAGACUCUGCCUACAGCUUGUGGCUGGGAAGGGAGACGGAGGCCGCAGCUCAGGGAAAGUGAAGCUGCAGUAGUGGUGGUAGGAAGAUGUCGGGCGAAGACGAGCAGCAGGAGCAAACUAUCGCCGAGGACCUGGUCGUGACCAAGUAUAAGAUGGGGGGCGACAUCGCCAACCGGGUACUUCGAUCUUUGGUGGAAGCUUCCAGCUCAGGUGUGUCAGUGCUGAGCCUGUGCGAGAAAGGUGAUGCCAUGAUUAUGGAAGAGACGGGGAAAAUCUUCAAGAAAGAAAAGGAAAUGAAGAAAGGUAUUGCCUUCCCUACCAGCGUUUCGGUAAACAACUGUGUAUGCCACUUCUCCCCUCUGAAGAGUGACCAGGACUACACACUCAAGGAGGGCGACUUGGUAAAAAUUGACCUUGGGGUCCACGUGGAUGGCUUCAUUGCUAAUGUGGCUCACACUUUUGUAAUUGGUGUAGCUCAGGGGACCCACGUAACAGGUCGGAAAGCAGAUGUCAUUAAGGCAGCUCAUCUUUGUGCCGAAGCCGCCUUACGACUGGUCAAGCCUGGAAACCAGAACACACAAGUGACAGAAGCCUGGAACAAAGUUGCUCACUCAUUUAAUUGCACGCCAAUAGAAGGUAUGCUCUCACACCAACUGAAGCAGCAUGUGAUCGAUGGAGAGAAAACCAUUAUCCAGAAUCCUACAGACCAGCAGAAGAAGGACCAUGAAAAGGCUGAAUUUGAGGUACAUGAAGUUUAUGCUGUGGAUGUCCUCGUGAGCUCAGGAGAAGGCAAGGCCAAAGAUGCAGGACAGAGAACCACCAUUUACAAGCGCGACCCCUCUAAACAAUACGGCCUGAAAAUGAAAACUUCACGUGCCUUUUUCAGUGAGGUGGAGAGACGUUUUGAUGCCAUGCCCUUUACUUUGAGAGCAUUUGAAGAUGAGAAGAAGGCUCGAAUGGGUGUGGUAGAGUGUGCCAAACAUGAGUUACUACAACCAUUUAAUGUUCUCUAUGAGAAGGAGGGUGAAUUUGUUGCCCAGUUUAAAUUUACAGUCCUCCUCAUGCCCAAUGGCCCCAUGAGGAUAACCAGUGGUCCCUUUGAGCCUGAACUCUACAAGUCUGAGAUGGAAGUCCAGGAUGCAGAGCUAAAGGCUCUUCUCCAGAGUUCUGCAAGUCGAAAAACCCAGAAAAAGAAGAAAAAGAAGGCCUCCAAGACUGCAGAAAAUGCCACCAGUGGAGAAACAUUAGAAGAGAAUGAAGCUGGGGACUGAGGUGGGUCCCGUACCCCAGCUCGUCACUCCUGCCUCCCCCUUCCCACCGCACCCCAGGCUCUGAAGUGCAGUGGUCUUCUCCACCUGAGCCACCAGCAGAGCGGGGUCUUCUGCCCUCAUCCCAGCCCCCACCCACUCACUCACCCACUCUUUCCAACGAAAAGCCAGCUCCAACUGACUCUGGUCUUGGGAGGCCAGGCUUCCCGAAAGCCACUGAAGACUACUUUCAGUAGAAAAAGAAAUUGAAUAAUAAAAUCAGGAGUCAAAAUCCAUCGUCUUCAAGACCCUCUUUCUGGCCUUUUCUACUCUGCUUGGUCAAGGUUUGUGGCCCUACAACAGAACCAAGGGGCUAAAUUAGCCACCACCACUAAAACCUCAGCUCAAGUUUAUGUCACCAAUGUCCUUUUCUGUUUCCCACUGUCACCGAGUAUUCAAUCUGCCUUCAAGGAGGAAGACUGGUAUUUUUUAUUCACCUGUGGCAGAUUCCUCAUGAUGUAUCUAUCUGGUUAGGCCCUUCCCACUUUUGAUGCUGAAGUCUCUGAUAAGAAGAGAUUCUUAUCAUCUAUUAAAUGGAUUCUCAUUUGUAAA
This is a messenger RNA of Peromyscus eremicus (cactus mouse), 2165 nucleotides long. It is a transcript of the gene Pa2g4, whose product is annotated as proliferation-associated 2G4. Lineage: Eukaryota; Metazoa; Chordata; Mammalia; Rodentia; Cricetidae. The record is from RefSeq and is a predicted model, not a curated record. The transcript is spliced from 13 exons. Bases 393 to 1577 code for a protein of 394 amino acids.